This is a messenger RNA of Momordica charantia (bitter melon), 1912 nucleotides long. Its product is annotated as DNA-directed RNA polymerase subunit beta (DUF616). The record is from RefSeq and is a predicted model, not a curated record. Lineage: Eukaryota; Viridiplantae; Streptophyta; Magnoliopsida; Cucurbitales; Cucurbitaceae.
CAGAACGAUGCUUUCUUUGGAGCUGAAAUAACGGCCGAUUAUGCGGAAGCAAUUCGUGCUAUGAGGCUGUGGAUUCGAAUACAACGGCAGCUUCCUUUUCGACUCAUCGGUUCUGUCGUGCCGGUAAAUGCCCAGCGAAUUAGCGAUCUGUUUCUUGUUACUACCAUUCUUGCUGUCGAACAGUAGUAUCAGUGUAUCAGUCUACCACUGUCAUCUUUGAUGUCGAACAGUAGUAACAGUGUAUCGAUCCCGGUUUCGGACAAUGAGUUUGACGAGGUGGAAAGGAUGCGUGUUCGAGCCCGGAGGAAGCGCAAAAAACUAGGAAGCAGAGUCAAGAACGAGUUGGCUCGUCGAGUUUUUAGAAUGAUGCUGAGAUAUUGGUUGGUUGUCUUCUUCCUUAUUGCUGCGGGCUUGCUUAUAUUUGAGGCAACAAGAAUUGGUCGGAAAUCGAGGAUGGAGGCGAAGUCGGAACUUGGUGACACGACGAGACCUACGUUAGGCGACUCGGUACUUGGAACUGAUAAGAAGUCGGGGUUGGACAAUAAACCAGAUGGGAAUUUGAAUAGACUCGAUCCUGUUACUCGGAUGGUUGCCGGAGUAAGAGAACCUUGCUUGAAACUUCUGCCACCAAAAGAACUUGAGCAAUUGGAUAUUCCUGUGCACGAUGGUUCGCCAGUUCCAGCGAUUGAUGUGAACUACAUAACUGAGAAUGAUAAUUCAAUUUUAAGAGAUAAAACUUCCCAGUCGCGACAGAGCACGGAGGCCACAAGAUUUAAUCUUUUUACCGGAUACCAGACUCUCGAUCAGAGAGAAAAAAGUUUUCAGGUAAAUGGAGCUGUUGAGGUACAUUGCGGUUUUUACAGUGAAAAUGGGGGUUUCAGAAUUUCUGAUGGAGACAGAAAUUACAUGCAAACAUGCACCCUUGUGGUGUCCACAUGUGCAUUUGGUGGUGGAGAUGAUCUUUAUCAACCAAUUGGAAUGUCAGAUGCAUCACUUCGUAAGGUUUGCUAUGUUGCAUUCUGGGAUGAAAUCACUUUAAGUGCACAGGAGUCGAUGGGACAUAUUAUUGGCGAGAAUGGAUUUUUUGGGAAGUGGCGCAUUAUAGUUGUGAGGGAUCUUCCUUUCACUGACCAAAGAUUGAAUGGUAAAAUCCCGAAGAUGUUGGGUCAUCGUCUCUUCCCUAAUGUGAAGUACUCCAUUUGGGUAGAUUCAAAGUCUCAAUUCAGGAGGGAUCCUCUAGGAGUGUUUGAAGCUCUUCUUUGGCAUUCAAAUUCUGAAUUUGCAAUAUCACAACAUGGAGCUCGUAGUAGUGUCUAUGACGAGGCUGGAGCUGUGGUCAGGAAGCAUAAAGCCACCCCAGAAGAAGUUGAUAUGCAGAUAAAACGGUACCAUCAUGAUCACUUCCCAGAUGACAAGAGAUUUAACGGACAUAAAGCUCUUGCAGAGGCCUCUGUGAUUGUUAGGGAGCACUCGCCAGUGGUGAAUUUGUUCAUGUGCCUCUGGUUUAAUGAGGUGGUGCGCUUUACUUCGCGGGAUCAGCUGAGCUUCCCAUAUGUUCUAUGGCGGCUGAAACUUCUGAAGAAAAUUCAUAUGUUCCCCGUUUGCACUCGCAAAGAUCUUGUCAAUAGUAUGGGCCACAUUCGCAAGGCUAAGCCUCUGAAUGUAAGCCGAUUAUCUUGAGCUACUUUGAAGCCUGGAAACUUUGCCUGUAAUUCCGAUUCAUUCUUUAAUUUAUUUAGUGAUCUUCUGCUCUGUAUAAAUCAUUCUUGGUUACAUGGCUCUUAUAAUGACAGGUUUCUUCUUUCUUCUUACAAGGUUAAUUCUUAAGAGAUGAUGGUUUAUGGCUGAAUGUAGGUUUUUGGCCACAACCAAUAUAUUAUUGAACAAUCCAAUUGAUUUUUUUUCUUUGGCA